Molecule: messenger RNA, 1263 nt
Organism: Mus pahari (shrew mouse)
Lineage: Eukaryota; Metazoa; Chordata; Mammalia; Rodentia; Muridae
Gene: Tmem202
Product: transmembrane protein 202
Exons: 5
Coding region: 60-887 (275 amino acids)
Cellular component (GO): plasma membrane
Source: RefSeq, a predicted model, not a curated record
GUGUGAGGCAGUGUUGAGACAAAUUCCGUGGCAGUUAGAAAGUUGAACUGGCUGCCAAGAUGGAGAGGAAGGAACAAACCAUGACCUUUUACAGUCCUGAGGUCACCAAAAUAAAGGGGGACCUGAGAUACCAACGGCCUACCCUUCCUACCAACCAACAAGCCAUAUCGGCCCAGAAGCGACAGCAGUAUGUGAAUGAGGCUUGCACCUACAUCCGGAUGUUCUGUGGUAGCCUCUCUGGCUUUAGUGUCUUGCUACUGAUCUGCACAUCCCCGCUGAACUUGGUGCAGUUCCUGGUGAACAACAAUGGCCUUGAGCUCAAAGCAGGACUCUGGACCUUAUGCUACCAUGAGCUGUGCUGGAGCCACACACCCAAGCCACCCUAUUAUCUCCAGUAUUCCAGAGCCUUGUUCGUUAUCUCUAUCCUCUUCAUGCUUAUUGGCCUUGGCUUGCUCUUGAGCUCUUGCCGCCCUGCAGAAAGAAUGAUGUCCGCCGAGUUGGAUCUGAAGGUGUCCAUGCUCAGCCUCUGCUCAGCUGUCAGCUUGCUCCUCUGCCUCAACCUGUUUCUGGCACAGGUUGAAUUGUACACAAAGAAUGCCAUGGAGUAUGAGUUCCUGUGGACCUACUACCUUAGUUGGUGCAGUGAGGUCUUAUAUAUCUGUGUUGGGAUCAUCUCUUUUCUCAACUACAUAACUUUCCAAUUCCAUCCUCCUGAUGAGGGUGUCAGCGCAGAUCUAUGGCAGAAGUCCAGGCUGGGCAUUGGGCCAGUGCCAAAAACACUGUCUGCUCCAGCUGAAAGGUCACAUUCUGAGAUGCAGUUUUUAAGUGGGAGACAGGAAAAACUACGGAAUGUGAGAAAGGGAAAACUAGCUACCACAAGACUGUGAUAGGAUGACGGAAGGCUAAAUCUGCUGUCUUAAACAUAGAGAGGGUGAGGUCAGAGAGAAGUGAUGGUGAACUUCGAUGAAACCUUCUGAUAUCAUGUCUUUAAUAGCAUGAAACCUAACGAAAUGUCUUUUGUGUGCACCACAUCCAAAAUAUGUAAGACAAUUAUAGAGAAAGGAAUGGAGGGCUGGAGAAAUGGCUCAGCAGUUAGCAGUGCUGGCAGCACAGUCAUGCGGUUCAGAGUUGGAAUCCCAGCACCCACAUAACAAGCCUCCUCGAAGACCAGGUGGAGAUGAGGAGAUGGGACAUCAGCAUUCUCUUUUGGAGCGUGAGCAUGCACACAUAAAUACGUCUUGAAAAUAAAAGAGAAGGUAGUGA